Messenger RNA from Thermothelomyces thermophilus ATCC 42464, 1555 nucleotides. RefSeq lists its product as uncharacterized. The record is from RefSeq and is a predicted model, not a curated record. Gene Ontology annotation, molecular function: lipid binding. Gene Ontology annotation, cellular component: ERMES complex; endoplasmic reticulum. The transcript is spliced from 2 exons. Bases 66 to 1328 code for a protein of 420 amino acids. Gene Ontology annotation, biological process: mitochondrion organization; phospholipid transport. NCBI's taxonomy places the organism in Eukaryota, Fungi, Ascomycota, Sordariomycetes, Sordariales, Chaetomiaceae.
GCAACGUCACUUAGGAAACCCGCAAUGCAAACUCGCCGCAGGUUUAUUAGGCCUUCCCAGACAACAUGGCGCAGGAUGUGUGUCCGGCGGGUUCUGAGCCUAGCCUCUCCUUUACGCAGGGCUUCAUCCUCGGGCAGCUCUCGAUAGUGCUCCUGCUCGCAGCUUUCAUCAAGUUCUUCAUCUUUGGCGAAUCCCCAUCGCCCGAAAUUACCGCAUCCAUUCGUGCUAACGAACGACGAUCCCGGACACUCGCCCACAAGAAGUCGCUCCUGAGCCUCAAGGAAUCGAGCACACGACAAGCGGCCCAGCAACCUACCCUCAACAGGAAGAAGUCCAGCAUCUUACGCCCGAGCCCGCCAACUCUUACGAUCGGCUCCAUUCUCGAUAAGACCUAUUACAAGGUGGAUAGUCACCAGCCGGAGAGUUUGGACUGGUUCAACGUGCUGGUAGCCCAAACAAUUGCGCAGUUUCGCAGUGACGCCCAACAUGACGACGCCAUCCUCACUUCCCUCACCAAAGCUCUCAACGGGGCUUCACGCCCGGACUUUGUCGACGAGAUUCGCAUUACUGAGCUAAGUCUUGGCGAGGACUUUCCCAUCUUCAGCAAUUGCCGCAUCAUACCCGUGGACGAAAAUGGCCUUAGUUAUCCUUCGGGUAAAGCCUUUGAUGCGAGCAAGGCCACACGGGAAGGUGCACGGCUUCAGGCAAGGAUGGACGUUGACCUGAGUGAUAUGAUCACUCUGGGCGUCGAGACAAAAUUACUUCUCAACUACCCGAAACGUCUCAGUGCGGUUCUGCCUGUCGCUCUGGCCGUGUCAGUUGUGCGGUUCAGCGGCACCCUGUCCAUCUCGUUUAUCCCGAGCAACCCCUCAGAGAAUACGCCUACAAAGAUGACCUUCACGUUUCUCGACGACUACAGACUCGACUUCUCCAUUCGCAGUUUGAUGGGGAGUCGCUCAAGAUUACAGGACGUGCCCAAGAUUGCGCAGCUGGUUGAGUCGCGUCUCCAUCGCUGGUUUGACGAACGAUGUGUCGAGCCGAGAUUUCAGGAAAUAGCCUUGCCAAGCUUGUGGCCCCGAAAGAGAAACACACGUGGCGGUGAUGAAGCGAUCGCUGACGCGGAACGCUCCCUGAGCAAGACAAAGGGUAUGGAAGUCGCUAAGGACCUACGUAUGGAAGCUCGGGGCGAGGUCGAAGCUGAGGCGGAUGUGCGAGUUGACAGGGGCCAUGAGUCAUUGAGAUACCGGCGGCGACCACGACCCGAGGACAUGUUUUCCGUAUCUGGACCCAUGCCUGGGGCAAUGCCAGACCUUGAAACUCCGACCUGAGGUGCGCGCCGGCUGUACAUGUACAGUGUCGCAUCCAUAAUCGAGCAGCCCGCAACAACAGCACCGGAGGGUUUGGGAAGUGUACAAGUGACGGUAAAACCCCAACGAUGAGCUGAACCCAGGCCUGCGUCAGUUCAGAAAGAAGACGCCAGUGAAGCACCAUCAAUAUCGUAGCGUUGCGUCUUCGUCGCCCUACGGUAUUCGGACGUCGCUGCCUCGAGGCUCAA